Molecule: messenger RNA, 438 nt
Organism: Arachis duranensis
Lineage: Eukaryota; Viridiplantae; Streptophyta; Magnoliopsida; Fabales; Fabaceae
Product: pathogenesis-related protein PRB1-3-like
Exons: 1
Coding region: 1-438 (145 amino acids)
Source: RefSeq, a predicted model, not a curated record
AUGGACUAUCUUGUAGUUCAUAAUGCUGCACGUGCUGAAGUUGGAGUUACGCCAUUGAAGUGGGACAAAAAACUAGAAUCACAUGCUCAUGAGUUUGUGAAUGAACAUAUUGCAAAUUGUAGAGGAAUAAUGUCUACGCCGGCUGAGUUUUAUAGUGGUAUCUACGGCCAAAACUUAGGAUAUAGUCCGUUUCGUGGUACAAUAGCAUCUGCAGCGGCGUAUUGGGUAGCACAGAAACGAAAGUAUGAGCACAAAUCUAACAAAUGCAUUGAUGGUAACCCUGACACUUGUCAUUGCUACGUUCAAAUUGUUUGGGGUGCAUCAACUUAUUUAGGUUGCGCAAGAGGGGAGUGCCACAAUAAUGAAGGCACCCUUGUUACUUGUUAUUAUUAUCCUAGCGCCAACUUUCCGGCUCAACGCCCCUACUCAGUGCAUUAA